Messenger RNA from Ruditapes philippinarum (Manila clam), 2253 nucleotides. RefSeq lists its product as uncharacterized. Bases 264 to 2066 code for a protein of 600 amino acids. The transcript has 3 exons. The record is from RefSeq and is a predicted model, not a curated record. NCBI's taxonomy places the organism in Eukaryota, Metazoa, Mollusca, Bivalvia, Venerida, Veneridae.
CGAAAACACGGAUUUAGUUUUCACAGAAAGCCAAUUUCAUAUUUAACAAUCAGUACAAAUAAAAAUUGUGCGUGCUGAAUACUUUAACUGCGUUUAUUUUGUACCCGUGCCAUAUUAAAUUCCUUAUGCUAGAAAAGCUUUUCUGUUGUUAACAGAUCAACACUUCACACUCUAAAAAGGUAUAAGGGAGUAAUUGUGCAAAUUGUUUUUAUUCUUUUAUAAAAGGUUGAUGAAUUUCUUAACAAAGUAGGGUAGAAUAAACAAUGAUAAUGUGGAUGAAGAGAUGGCUUAAGAUUCUACUGCUCUUCGUUGUGGUAAUCAUACUUUCCAUGCUUGUGAUCACACAGCGGUUAUCGUCUACUAUAAAUAGUUACCAAACAGAGCAAAGUGGGCGGAGUGAAACUAGAAACGUGACGGCUAUAAAUAGCAACCAAUCGAAACAAAAAAGGACCAUUCAAAGGACUGAUACGAGUAAGAUGAAAAAACAACAUAAACAUAUUGCAAGAAAAAAUUAUAGAAAGACAUGUACUGUUAUGCGACUGAAGAACAGACUGCGAGGUAAAAUCAAUGGAAUGACUCAAUGUAAGAAGCAUCCGUUCCUAUCACGUGACUGUUACUCUAAUUUCUAUAAACCAUACGCAAUUGAUAUAGAGGGGGCAUGCAGGAAGCCCGGGUCAAAACAGUUUUGCAGCAUCACCGGCACUCCUGAUCAGUGGGGUGUGCACUGUAACAUUACAUCAUGUGGUAAGAAGGUGUACCUUGGGACAAAAACAAUUGACAGAAUUAAUUGGAAAGUGUAUGGAAACAAAGAAGAUCUUCAAAAAUCAAUUGCAAAUCUUAUUCAAAGUAGUACAACACGAUUCUGUUUUAUUUCAUGUUUUACGCUCCAUAGUCAUGGUUUUGAACCACAGAUAUUAAACCUACCACCCCCGCCGCAAAGGACUAACCAUAAAGCCAAACGCAAAAGUCGCAGAGAACAAAACCAUAUGAAUUUGAAUUUUAUAAUGAUAGAUUCUGUUUCAAGGGUCCACUUCUUCAGAUCUUUACCUAGGUCUGUAAAGGCUUUAAACGAGAUUACAACUGAGCAUGAAGAUGCAAUGGUUCUAGAUUUUGAGUUAGUACAAGGAAUUCGGUCGAGAACGUUCGAAACUUUGCAAGCUCUCUUUUCCGGUUAUGUAAACCCGUAUGAAGUUCCGUUUGGAAUAAAUGAUUUGUCGAAAGAAAAGCUGAAUGUAGCGAAAUGGCUUUUGCCAUUGAGGGAGCUGGAUUUUUCAAGUCUUUGGUUGGAAGACAUGUGCCCAUUCACAGGAUGGGGAUUGUCAAGAGAUUUGCUAGUUUUAAACAGAACUUUGGAUAAACAAUCUUUUUAUAUGAAAUUUUUAGAUACAUGUAGAAAAGUAGGAAUUGACGAUAUUGGGAACACGUUAGCUAGCUGUAACAUUCUUAAAUCUAACGGGAUGAGUAACCCCUUUAAUUCAAAGACAAUCUGUUAUAACGGGAGACAUCAUCAUUCAUAUUUGUUUUCAUAUCUAAAUAUGUUUCAAAGGACCAUGAACCAUAGGGCCAAACCUUUCAUAUCAUACAUGGUAUCAAGUAUAGCUCAUGAACUUGUCGGCAAAAGAAAUCAAUACAUUGAUAGUGAUUUAGCGGAGUAUUUAAAAUUUUCAAGUGGCAUGGACAACACAUUAACUAUAGUGUUCUCCGAUCAUGGCAAUGCAUACCGAGAUAGCCAAAGUAGAAAUUCCAACAGAGUAUUAGAAGUAUUCAAUCCCUUUCUAUUCAUGAUUAUACCAAAAUCAGUUCAGUCAAUGCUUACUGCCAAUCAAAUGCAAGCUCUGAAGAUCAACCAGAAUCGAUUGAUAAGUUUAUUAGACCUCCAUUAUACUAUAUCCUACAUCAUUCGACUAUUGCAGAAUGAAAACAAUUCUGAAACAAGCUUAGACAAUGAUGUCAAUGACUUUAACAAUCAAUUUCAAUGUAUCUGGAGAGGGGCUACUCACAGAAAUAUCAGCGUCAAGAACUUGCAGCAUCAUGCCAAGAAUAAUGCCGAACCUUUGCAUCUGUAAAGGGUACGAUGUUUCCUCUAAAAGACCAGUCAUAUAAUUUCAUUCUCGCGGUCUAUUAUGUAGGCAUGAUGAAUAAUGAAUAUACAACAGCAAUUGCAAAAUUCCGGUGGUUCCGUGGAAAGAACAGAAACUUAUCUUGGUGGUUUCAAGAAUUGCAAAAGAAUGAAAGUGCAGAAGAUUAAGAAUG